AUGGGCAAGACCUGGGACGUUAUUAUUGCUGGCGCUGGGCCGGUCGGUCUUUUCCUCGCCUGUGAACUGGCCAUAGCUGGCGUGUCGGUACUUGUACUGGAGCGAGAGAUGCAGCCAGAGUCGCCUUGGAAAGAGGGAUUGUUUGGGCGUCGCGGUCUCUAUACCCCGGCGGUCGAGGCAUUUUACCGCCGUGGCAUCUUGAAGAGAAUUUUCGGUGAUGAUGAGCGUCCGACGCAUUUGAAGAAGACUGAAGGCUUUCAAUAUGGAGGACACUUUGCGGGCUUGGUGCUUAAUGCAAACAACAUCGAGUUUUCACGCUGGCCAUAUCGCUUGCCAGGACCGUCCUUUCUUCCUGGUCCGACUUCUCUUGGACGUCUUGAGGCUGUGUUGUCGGAACGUGCAGAGACGCUGGGUGUCCAGAUCCUUAGAGGUAUGGAAGUCUCCCGGCUCGCUGAUGAAGGUGAAUCAGUCAAGGUAUGGGCGGGCGACCAGUGGUUUACGGCUCAAUGGCUUGUCGGAUGUGACGGUGGACGCAGCACAGUUCGGAAAACUGCUGGAUUCGAGUUUGUCGGGACCGAAGCAGAAUUCACUGGUUAUAUUGCGGUAUGUGAUCUCGACCGACCAGACUUAUUGAAGUCAGGUUUCAAGCACACAAACUCGGGGAUGUACAUAGUUAGCGGACCUGGACAGUUGCAUGUUAUCGAUUUUGAUAGGAGCUUUGAUCGGUCACAAACUAUCACGCGGGAACACUUCCAGGAAGUGCUACGGCGAGUGUCGGGCACAAACAUCGUUGUCGAAGCGCUUCACCUAGCCUCCUCCUUCACCGAUCGCUCGAAGCAAGCAACAGAAUAUCGUAGAGGACGCAUCCUUCUGGCUGGUGACAGUGCCCACACACACUCUCCACUGGGCGCGCAAGGAUUGAGUACAGGAAUUGGCGAUGCGAUGAAUCUCGGCUGGAAGCUUGCGGCUACCGUCAAGGGGUUUGCAUCUCCUGGUCUGCUAGACACCUACCACCAAGAGCGGCAUCCAGAGGCAGCUCGAGUGCUUGAGUGGACUCGCGCUCAGGUGGCGGCCUUACGCCCUGAUCCAUAUGGCCAGGCUAUUGCGAGUCUCAUGCGGGACAUGAUCAAUACCCAAGAUGGGGCGACUUAUCUCGCCGAUCGCAUCUGGGGACUUUCAGUGCGCUAUGGCCCGGGCGACGCGCAUCCACUUGUCGGUUCUAGCGCUCCGGAUUUUGAAUUCGAUGAUGGAAUGCGACUUGGAGCUAAGUUAGAGACAGGAUCCUUCUUGGUGAUUGACUUUGGGAGCAACAACCAGGUGGCAGAGCAUGUGCAGUCCUUGCAGUCUCUGCAGUUCAUGAUUCAAUACUGUGCAUGUAGCGCAAAGGAGGAAUUCGGGCUCAAGGGGUUACUCUUGCGACCUGAUGGUGUGGUCGCAUGGGUGUCGACGGAGGAGAUAAAUAUAAUACGACUGCAUGUUGCAUUGUCUCGUUGGAUAAGUCUCCCUAGUUUCGAGGCUUAA
Aspergillus oryzae RIB40 is the source of this 1521-nucleotide messenger RNA. RefSeq lists its product as uncharacterized. The record is from RefSeq and is a predicted model, not a curated record. Gene Ontology annotation, molecular function: FAD binding. Bases 1 to 1521 code for a protein of 506 amino acids. The transcript has a single exon. NCBI's taxonomy places the organism in Eukaryota, Fungi, Ascomycota, Eurotiomycetes, Eurotiales, Aspergillaceae.